UAUGACGAUGACGAAGACGACGAUGACGACGACGAUGAUGUCUUUGGUCACGAUAACUUAUUCACUCCAAAUAUCAACGACGAAUUAAGAGAACUGGAUAUCUUAAUUAACGGACCAAAGAAUAAAAAACAACACACAGACGGAGUGAACUGCAGUUGGGAGAUAGUGAAUAAGGUUGAGAAGGGGUCCUUGAUGUUUGGCGCCACUGUGGACAGCCACGUGAUGCUGACGUUGAAAAAAUUCCUGGCUGACCUGAGGCACUACAAAGUUUCCAUGAAUUUGAAGACAUACCACAACGAAGGCCUUAUAAUCUACAUCAAUAACAUCAAUAACAAUAAUAAAAAAAAUAAAAAUAAUAACAUUGAAGACAAUUACAAUAACAUUAAUAAGAAUAAUAAUAAGAAAAUUAUAAGAAAAAUUAAUAAUAAUAAUAAAUUUAAUUGGGUCGAUACCAAUGAGAAUAAUAUUGAUGACUGCCAGCCAAUCAGCUUGCUCGUCUAUAUGAAACUAGGUCAUGUUUACAUCCAUCUAAAACGUCAAAGACACUUUUAUCAUCAUGGUGAUGUCGACGAUGCAGAUGAUGAUGGUGGUGAUCCAGUCUACAAUGAUGAUUUUUUUCAUGGUGAUGAUGAUGAUGAAGAUGGUGUUAAUCUUAAGAAAUCUGUUGGUGUGUACAACGACGGCAAUUGGUUUAACGUGAAUCUAAAUGUCAAUGAAUCAGUAUACGCGCUAAACAUCAAUAACACGGAAUGGAUGUCAGUUACUGCAAAUAAUAAUAAUAAUCAUAAUAAUAAUAAUCAUAAUAAUAAUAAUCAUAAUAAUAAUAAUCAUAAUAAUAAUAAUAAUGACAAUAAUAAUGACAAUAAUAAUAGUAAUGAAAUAAGACGAUGAUGACGAUGAUGAUGACGAUGAUGAUGGUGUUUAUAUGUACGUUGGAGGUUUGAGUGGGAAAAUUUUGAAACUUAUGAACGGCGGAAAAACUAAUAAUAAUAAUAAUAAUAAUAAAAGCGAUAAUAAUAAUGAUAAUAAUAGUGAUGAAGACAACUAUGUAGAUGAUAAUAUGAACAGCGAUGAUGACGUCAUCGAAAAUGAUGAUGAUGAUGAU
Molecule: messenger RNA, 1105 nt
Organism: Helobdella robusta
Lineage: Eukaryota; Metazoa; Annelida; Clitellata; Rhynchobdellida; Glossiphoniidae
Exons: 6
Coding region: 193-891 (232 amino acids)
Source: RefSeq, a predicted model, not a curated record